Saccharomycopsis crataegensis is the source of this 3435-nucleotide messenger RNA. RefSeq names its product carbamoyl-phosphate synthase (glutamine-hydrolyzing) CPA2 (gene CPA2). Gene Ontology annotation, molecular function: carbamoyl-phosphate synthase (glutamine-hydrolyzing) activity; metal ion binding; ATP binding. The record is from RefSeq and is a predicted model, not a curated record. Lineage: Eukaryota; Fungi; Ascomycota; Saccharomycetes; Ascoideales; Saccharomycopsidaceae. The transcript has a single exon. Bases 1 to 3435 code for a protein of 1144 amino acids. Gene Ontology annotation, cellular component: cytoplasm.
AUGAUCUUGAAAGCUCCGCUUCUUGCUUCUCGCACAUGGGGCUCCAAAAGCUUGCUCAAGUCUAGCAUUAAGUCCUCUUAUCAGCAGUUGAUAAGAACCCUUGCAACCCCAGCUUACAAGGGCUCGUCAAUUCUUUCUGGGUUCAGCGAUGAAAAUGCUCACAAAUUAGUUGAUGUCUCUAAGGUCCUUGUCAUUGGAUCUGGUGGGUUAAGCAUUGGCCAGGCCGGUGAAUUUGACUACUCUGGUUCCCAAGCUAUCAAAGCCCUUAAGGAAGCCAACAAGCAAUCGAUUUUGAUCAACCCAAAUAUUGCCACUAAUCAAACCUCUCAUGCUUUGGCUGACGAGGUGUACUACUUACCGGUCACUCCAGAAUAUAUCACCUACAUCAUUGAAAGAGAAAAUCCAGAUGGUAUUUUACUCACAUUUGGUGGUCAAACUGGUCUUAACGUUGGUGUUCAGCUUGAUAAAAUGGGUGUUUUUGAAAGAUAUGGUAUUAAGGUUCUCGGUACUCCAAUCAAGACCCUUGAAACUUCUGAAGAUAGAGAAUUGUUUGCCAAGGCUCUUAAAGAAAUUAAUAUUCCAAUUGCCGAAUCUAUUGCUGUUGAAACCGUUGAUGAUGCUCUCAAGGCUGCCGAAGAAGUUGGUUACCCAAUCAUUGUUCGUUCAGCCUAUGCGCUCGGUGGUUUAGGUUCUGGUUUUGCUAAUAACGCUGAAGAAUUGAAAAACUUGGCUUCUCAGUCACUUUCCCUUGCCCCACAAAUUUUGGUUGAAAAAUCCCUAAAGGGUUGGAAAGAAGUUGAAUAUGAAGUUGUUAGAGACAGAGUUGGCAAUUGUAUUACCGUUUGUAACAUGGAAAAUUUCGAUCCUUUGGGUAUUCAUACUGGUGAUUCCAUUGUUGUGGCCCCAUCUCAAACUUUGAGUGAUGAAGAAUAUCAUAUGUUGCGUAGUGCCGCUAUCAAGAUUAUUCGUCAUUUGGGUGUUGUUGGGGAAUGUAACGUUCAAUACGCUUUACAAGCUGACGGUUUGGAUUACAGAGUUAUCGAAGUCAACGCUAGAUUGUCUAGAUCUUCUGCUUUGGCUUCCAAGGCUACUGGUUAUCCAUUGGCUUACACUGCUGCAAAGAUUGGUCUUGGUUACACCUUGCCUGAAUUAUCUAACCCUGUCACUAAGACUACCACCGCUAAUUUCGAACCAUCCUUGGAUUACAUUGUCACAAAGAUUCCAAGAUGGGAUUUAUCUAAAUUCCAACAUGUCAAGAGAGACAUUGGUUCUGCAAUGAAAUCAGUUGGUGAAGUUAUGGCUAUCGGUAGAACUUUUGAAGAAAGUUUUCAAAAGGCCAUUAGACAAGUUGAUCCAUCAUUUGUUGGCUUCCAAGGUGAUUUAUUUGAAAAUCUCGAUGAUACAUUGGCUAAUCCAACUGAUAGAAGAUGGUUGGCUGUCGGUCAAGCAUUGUUGCAUGAAAAUUACUCUGUUGAAAAAGUUCAUGAAUUGAGUAAGAUUGACAAAUGGUUCCUUUACAAAUUGAUGAAUAUUGUUAACAUGCAAAGAGAAUUAGAAGGUGUUGGCUCUAUUAAAAAAUUGAACAGAGAUAUCAUUACUAGAUCAAAGCAAUUGGGCUUCAGUGAUAAACAAAUUGCCCAUGCCGUCAACUCUACUGAACUCGAAGUUAGAGCAAAGAGAAAAUCAUUUGGGAUUGUUCCAUUUGUCAAGAAGAUUGACACUUUGGCAGCUGAAUUUCCAGCAGACACUAACUAUCUUUACACCACUUAUAAUGCUUCUACCAACGAUGUUACCUUCGAUGAACAUGGAACUAUUGUUUUAGGUUCUGGUGUUUAUCGUAUCGGUUCUUCUGUUGAAUUCGAUUGGUGUGCUGUUUCUACCGCUAGAGCUCUUAGAGAAAGUGGUGAGAGAACUAUCAUGAUUAACUAUAACCCAGAAACUGUCUCCACUGAUUUCGACGAAGUCGACAGAUUGUACUUUGAAGAAUUGUCGUUUGAAAGAGUUAUGGAUAUUUACGAACUUGAACAAGCCCAAGGUGUUGUUGUGAGUGUUGGUGGUCAAUUACCACAGAACAUUGCCUUGCCUUUGCAAAACAAUGGUGCUAAGGUUUUGGGUACCAAUCCAGAAGAUAUUGACAAGGCUGAAGACCGUCACAAAUUCUCUUCCAUUUUGGACUCUAUCGGAGUUGACCAGCCAGCUUGGAAAGAGUUGAGUUCUUAUGACGAUGCCAAAUCUUUUGCCAAUAAAGUUGGUUUCCCAGUCCUUGUUCGUCCAUCUUAUGUGUUAUCUGGUGCUGCAAUGUCUGUGAUUAGAAAUGAAGGUGAACUUGAAGCUAAACUUUUGAAUGCUGCUAAGGUUUCUCCAGACCACCCGGUUGUUAUUUCUAAGUUUAUUCAAGGUGCUCAAGAAAUUGAUAUUGAUGCCGUUGCUUACCAAGGUAAGGUUCUUGUCCAUGCUGUUUCUGAACAUGUGGAAAACGCUGGUAUUCACUCUGGUGAUGCCACUUUGGUUUUGCCACCACAAGGUUUGUCUCCAGUUAUCAUGGGUAGAUUGAAGGAUAUUGCUGAUAAGGUUGCUGCUGCUUGGAAGAUCACUGGUCCAUUCAACAUGCAAAUCAUCAAGAAUGAUGUCAGUGACAAUGAUGUGGAAACUGAAUUGAAGGUUAUCGAAUGUAACAUUAGAGCUUCUAGAUCGUUCCCAUUUGUCUCUAAAGUCCUUGGUGUUAACUUCAUUGAUGUUGCCAGUAAGGCUUUGCUUGGCACCAACGUUCCAGAACCUGUUGACUUAAUGCAAAAACAAUACAACUAUGUUGCUACCAAGGUUCCACAAUUCUCUUUCACUAGAUUGGCUGGUGCUGACCCAUUUUUGGGGGUUGAAAUGUCUUCUACUGGUGAAAUUGCCUCUUUUGGUAAGGACAAACAAGAAGCCUACUGGACUGCUAUGCAAGCUACUAUGAACUUCCACUUGCCAAUGCCAGGUUCUGGUAUCUUGUUUGGUGGUGACUUGACCAAUGAAAAUCUCGGUAAAGUUGCUGCUAACAUUAGCGAAUUGGGUUACAAAUUCUACACCGCUUCCCAACCAGUUGCUGAUUACUUGAAGAAGUAUGUCCAUGCCGAUGAACUGAUUCAAGUCAUUGAAUUCCCUAAGACAGACAAACGUGCCCUUCGUGAAAUUUUCCAAAAAUUCGAAAUUAAAUGUGUUUUCAACUUGGCAGCUGCCAGAGCCGAAUCUUUGUUGGAUGAAGACUACGUUAUGAGACGUAAUGCCAUUGAUUUUGCUAUCCCUCUUUUUAAUGAACCACAAACUUCCUUAUUGUUUAGUGAAGCUUUGAACAACCGUAUUGGAGAAAAGGUUGCUGCCCAAAAGGGUGGUAAAGUGGUUAUCCCAUCCGAAGUCAAGAGAUGGAGUGAAUUCAUUGGUGGAAAGCCGGUGUGA